Megalops cyprinoides (Indo-Pacific tarpon) is the source of this 4692-nucleotide messenger RNA. RefSeq lists its product as uncharacterized. The record is from RefSeq and is a predicted model, not a curated record. Lineage: Eukaryota; Metazoa; Chordata; Actinopteri; Elopiformes; Megalopidae. Gene Ontology annotation, molecular function: GTP binding.
AUGGGUCAACAACAAAGAAAGGAGGAGCAGAUGGAGGAGGAAGUAGAGCUGGCAGUGAAGGAACACCAUCUCUCAGAGCUGAGGAUUGUGCUGCUGGGGGUGAGAUGUGCUGGGAAGAGUUCAGCAGGAAACACUAUCCUGGGCAGGGAGGAAUUUGAGUGUGGAAGAAAAACUUCACAGUGUGUGAAGAGACAGGGUGAAGUAGCUGGGAGACAGGUCACUGUGAUCGACACACCAGGCUGGUGGACAAAUUAUACUGUGGAGAGCACUCCAGAGUUGAAUAAACAGGAGAUUGUGCGCAGUGUGUCUCUGUGUCCCCCAGGACCCUACGCUCUAUUCUUGGUCAUUGAUGUGAGUGAGUCAUUCACAGAGACAGACAGAAGAUCAGUGGAGGAACACAUGGAGCUUCUGAGUGAGAUAGUCUGGAGACACACUAUAGUGCUGUUCACCAGGGGGGACUGGCUGGGAGACACAACCAUUGAGCAGCGCAUUGAGGCUGAAGGGAAGGCCCUCCGGUGGAUUAUAGAGAAAUGUGGGAACAGGUAUCAUGUUCUCAACAAUAAGAACAGGGCUGAUGGCACUCAGGUCACAGAGCUGCUGGAGAAGAUAGAGGAGAUGGUGGCAGGACAUGGUGGCUGUCACUAUGAAAUGGACAGAAGGCUUUUACAGGAGGUGGAAGAGAAGAGGAGGGCAGUGGAAGAAAGAGUGGAAGAGAAGAGGAGGGCAGUGGAAGAAAGAGCAAAACAGAGGCUGAUGAAGGUGCAGGCACAGAGGAAGGCUCUCACAGCACUUUUCAAAGGAGAGGAACACCACCUCUCAGAGCUGAGGAUUGUGCUGCUGGGGGGGAGAAAGAGUGGGAAGAGUUCAGCAGGAAACACCAUCCUGGGCAGAGAGGAGUUUGAAUCUGAAAUAAGAACUGCACAGUGUGUGAAGAGACAGGGUGAAGUAGCUGGGAGGCAGCUCACUGUGAUCGACACACCAGGCUGGUGGAGGAGUUAUUCUGUGAAGAAAACUCCAAAUCUGGAUAAACAGGAGAUUGUGUGCAGUGUGUCUCUGUGUCCCCCAGGACCCUACGCUCUCUUCCUGGUCAUAGAUGUGAGCUCAUCAUUCACAGAGACACACAGGAUAUCAGUGGAGGAACAUCUGGGGCUUCUCAGUGAGAGAGUGUGGAGACAAACUAUAGUGCUGUUCACCAGGGGAGACUGGCUGGGAGACACAACCAUUGAGAAGUACAUUGAGGCUGAAGGGAAGGCCCUCCAGUGGCUUGUAGAGAAAUGUGGGAACAGGUAUCAUGUUCUCAACAAUGAGAACAGGGCUGAUGCCACUCAGGUCACAGAGCUGCUGGAGAAGGUAGAGGAGAUGGUGGCAGGACAUGGUGGCUGUCACUAUGAAAUGGGCAGAAUGCUCUUACAGGAGGUGGAAGAGAAGAGGAGGGCAGUGGAAGAAAGAGCAAAACAGAGGCUGAUGAAGGUGCAGGAACAGAGGAAGACUCUCAGAGCACUUUUCAAAGAGGAAUACCGUCUCUCAGAGCUGAGGAUUGUGCUGCUGGGGGGGAGAAAGAGUGGGAAGAGUUCAGCAGGAAACACCAUCCUGGGCAGAGAGGGGUUUGAGUCUGGAAUAAGAACUGCACAGUGUGUGAAGAGACAGGCUGAAGUAGCUGGGAGGCAGCUCACUGUGAUCAACACACCAGGCUGGUGGAGGAAUUAUACUGUGAAAGACACUCCAGAGCUGGAUAAACAGGAGAUUGUGCGCAGUGUGUCUCUGUGUCCCCCAGGACCCCACGCUCUCUUCCUGGUGAUUGAUGUGAGCAAGUCAUUCACAGAGACACACAGGAGAUCAGUGGAGGAACACCUGGGGCUUCUCAGUGAGAGAGUGUGGAGACACACUAUAGUGCUGUUCACCAGGGGAGACUUUGCAGGAGACACAACCAUUGAGCAGCGCAUUGAGGCUGAAGGGAAGGCCCUCCAGUGGCUUGUAGAGAAAUGUGGGAACAGGUAUCAUGUUCUCAACAAUGAGAACAGGGCUGAUGGCACUCAGGUCACAGAGCUGCUGGAGAAGAUAGAGGAGAUGGUAGCCAGAAACAGGGGCAGUCACUUCACCAUAUUGGACAGAGAAGGAAGUGAAUUAAGCUUGAGAAAGAAUCUUGAAGAGGAAUGGAGCAGAAGAGAGGAGGAGCUGAUAGAGAGGAUGUUGAAGUUGGUGGUCGACUCAGAGACAGAGGGACACACUCUGCCGGUCAGGAAGAGGAGGGACAGCAUGGAGUAUUAUCCUCCCACUAUGAAGGAACACCGUCUCUCAGAGCUGAGGAUUGUGCUGCUGGGGGUGAGAUUUGCUGGGAAGAGUUCAGCAGGAAACACCAUCCUGGGCAGAGAAGAAUUUGAGUCUGGAAGAAAAACUUCACAGUGUGUGAAGAGACAGGGUGAAGUAGCUGGGAGGCAGCUCACUGUGAUCGACACACCAGGCUGGUGGACAAAUUAUACAGUGGAGAGCACUCCAGAGUUGGAUAAACAGGAGAUUGUGCGCAGUGUGUCUCUGUGUCCCCCAGGACCCCACGCUAUCUUCCUGGUCAUUAAUGUGAGCACAUCAUUCACAGGAAGACAUAGAAGAUCAGUGGAGGAACACCUGGAACUUUUCAGUGAGAGAGUCUGGAGACACACUAUAGUGCUCUUCACCAAGGGAGACUGGCUGGGAGACACAACCAUUGAGCAGCGCAUUGAGGCUGAAGGGAAGGCCCUCCAGUGGCUUGUAGAGAAAUGUGGGAACAGGUAUCAUGUUCUCAACAAUGAGAACAGGGCUGAUGGCACUCAGGUCACAGAGCUGCUGGAGAAGGUAGAGGAGAUGGUGGCAGGACAUGGUGGCCGUCACUAUGAAAUGGACAGAAAGCUCUUACAGGAGGUGGAAGAGAAGAGGAGGGCAGUGGAAGAAAGAGCAAAACAGAGGCUGAUGAAGUUGCAGAAACAGAAGAAGACUCUCAGAGAGCUUUAUAAGGGGGACAAACAUCGUCUCUCAGAGCUGAGGAUUGUGCUGCUGGGGGGGAGACAUGCUGGGAAGAGUUCAGCAGGAAACACCAUCCUGGGCAGAGAGGAGUUUGAGUCUAGAAUAAGAACUGCACAGUGUGUGAAGAGACAGGGUGAAGUAGCUGGGAGGCAGCUCACUGUGAUCGACACACCAGGCUGGUGGAGGAAUUUCUCUUUGAAGAAUACUACAGAGCUGGAUAAACAGGAGAUUGUGCGCAGUGUGUCUCUGUGUCCCCCAGGACCGCACGCUCUCUUUCUGGUGGUUGAUGUGAGUUCAUCAUUCACAGAAGCACACAGGAGAGCAGUGGAGGAACACCUGGAGCUUCUCAGUAAGAGAGUUUGGAGACACACUAUAGUGCUGUUCACCAGGGGAGACUGGCUGGGAGACACAACCAUUGAGCAGCACAUUCAGACUGAAGGGGAGGCCCUCCAGUGGCUUGUAGAGAAAUGUGGGAACAGGUAUCAUGUUCUCAACAAUGAGAAGAGGGCUGAUGGCACUCAGGUCACAGAGCUGCUGGAGAAGAUAGAGGAGAUGGUGGCAGGACAUGGUGGCUGUCACUAUGAAAUGGACAGAAUGCUCUUACAGGAGGUGGAAGAGAAGAGGAGGGCAGUGGAAGAAAGAGCGAAACAGAGGCUGAUGAAGGUGCAAAAACAGCGGAAGACUCUCAAAGGGGAACACCGUCUCUCAGAGCUGAGGAUUGUGCUGCUGGGGUGGAGACAUGCUGGGAAGAGUUCAGCAGGAAACACCAUCCUGGGCAGAGAGGAGUUUGAGUCUGAAAUAAGAACUGCACAGUGUGUGAAAAGACAGGCUGAAGUAGCUGGGAGGCAGAUCACUGUGAUCGACACACCAAGCUGGAGGAGGAAUAAUUCUGUGAAGAAAACUCCAGAGCUGGAUAAACAGGAGAUUGUGCGCAGUGUGUCUCUGUGUCCCCCAGGACCCUCCGCUCUCUUCCUGGUUAUUAAUGUGAGCUCUUCACUCACAGAAACACACAGGAGAUCAGUGGAGGAACACCUGGAGCUUCUCAGUGAGAGAGUCUGGAGACACACUAUAGUGCUGUUCACCUGGGGAGACUGGCUGGGAGACACAACCAUUGAGCAGCACAUUGAGGCUGAAGGGAAGGCCCUCCAGUGGCUUGUAGAGAAAUGUGGGAGCAGGUAUCAUGUUCUCAACAAUAAGAACAGGGCUGAUGGCACUCAGGUCACAGAGCUGCUGGAGAAGAUAGAGGAGAUGGUAGCCAGAAACAGGGGCAGUCACUUCACCAUAUUGGACAGAGAAGGAAGUGAAUUAAGCUUGAGAAAGAAUCUUGAAGAGGAAUGGAGCAGAAGAGAGGAGGAGCUGAUAGAGAGGAUGUCGAAGGUGGUGGUCCGCUCAGAGACAGAGGGAUCCACUCUGCCAGUCAGGAAGAGGAGGGGCAGCAUGGAGCGUCAUCCCCCCACUAUGAGUAGCAGGACUCCAGCCCCCUCUGAAGCAGGCAGCUCUGUGUGGGAUGAAGAAUUGGCUCAUAAAUCGGUCAGAGAGAAGGUGUCAUGGUGGCUGAGAAAGACUCAGCCAGAGAGCUCAGCAUCAUCUGGAUAUGGAACAGGGAGCUCUGUACUGAGUGAGACAGAGAUGUCUGACCUGAUGAAACUGGAAGAGGACAGUGAUGCUGACACUCUGGAGGGUGACAUGGACUAA